Trichoderma gamsii is the source of this 1782-nucleotide messenger RNA. RefSeq lists its product as hypothetical. NCBI's taxonomy places the organism in Eukaryota, Fungi, Ascomycota, Sordariomycetes, Hypocreales, Hypocreaceae. The coding region runs from base 1 to 1782 and encodes 593 amino acids. The record is from RefSeq and is a predicted model, not a curated record. The transcript has a single exon.
AUGGAUCCUGUACUUCCCAAGCCCGAUUAUCUACGUGAUUUGGAGUGGUAUUGGCCUUUUGCCAAAUUCCCCCUCGACCCAAACGAUCUUUUUACCACGCUUCAUGACCGCUUUAAUACCAGACCAUUUCCUUUACAAGACCCUACUGCAUUCCACAGAGAUGUGUAUGAAUGUGCUGAUAACUCAGAUACAAUAGACGAGUUUUACUCGCAACUAGAACAACGCAAGGCUCAGCGAAUAGAAGAAAUGUCUGAAGGGUGGGAUGAAGUCAGUACUUUACUUGUGUCGUUCCCUACUUUACUAUCUUGCCAGUUGUGCUACGAUCCAGAGACCCGUGAUGUCAAGAUGAAGCCAGGUACCAAAAAUGACUCGAUGGCCCAGCGGCAGUUCGCCUUUCUUCAAUAUGCGCGCUGCAUGUCAUUUGACAAUCUGGUAACGUUUUUUGACGGCUAUGUUAGAGACCAAAGAGAAGAACAGGAGAGGAUUAGACGCCGGGCAGAUGAAGGCAUCGAGAGGAUGAGGAGGGCGCGGGCCGCUAAGCGCGCAGCCGCCGCGUCUGGAUCUGGAGCCAUCGAGGCGACUUCUUCAGGCUCACCACGCAGUGCAUCUUCCAGAAUAACACGCAGCAAGCGGAAGUCGCCUCGCAAUGCGCCGUAUUCAAAUUCACAAAGCCCGGCGGCUUCAGCAGUUGCUACUGAGAAGCCAGAGCCCGCAUCGUCCUCGAGGCGGAUCGGCCCGCACCAAGCCGACAGGCUGCCGCCGGGACAAACAGCCGAGAGUUCAAAAGUCGGAAAGAAGAGAAUUGACGAAGAUGCGCCUAGAUCUACUGGAAAGAGACGGCGCAUGGCCAGAGAAGACGUUGGCGCCGAAGAUGUCGAUUCAGAGAGACUUGCUGUUGGGCAAGACCAAUCAGGGGCUCCAGAGGCUGCGCCGACUCCUGCGCGUCGCAAGAAGCGAAAAUCAGUGGACGAUUUUUCAGGACAAAGAGGGAAGAAAAGGGCUAGAACAACUGACAGUCCAAGCAAGAGGUUAAGGCAAUCUCCAAGACGAUCAGCUAAUCAAGAUCAACCAGGUAGAGCCCCCUCGUCAACUGAGAGAGACUCUAGUAUUCCCUCUACUGCAGUGCCUUCCAACUACGAUCCAGAGGCGGUAGACGAGGAUCGAAUACAAGGGAACCCUGUACUCGAACCAAACAAAGCCUUCUACAUAGAAGAGCCCACCCAAUCACCUUCAGACAGAAAUCAAAGAGAUACAGUGGAUCGCAGCCCGUCUAUUCUGUCUGAGAUCCAUGAUAUGACGCAGAUACCCGUACAAGAUUACGACGGAGAACUUGCCCACUUACACACGGCGCACCAAUUCAUUGACCCAAACAGAGCCUUCUACACAGAAGAGCCUAGUCGGUCGCCAUCAGGGAGGAAUUCAGAGAUCACUCAAGCAAAUCAGGAGAUUACACAAGCAGAUGAUGAUGACCUUGCGGAUGAACGUACUACCAUGACUUCUACUAGAGCAGCAGAACGGAAAUCACCCAAAAGAAAGCUUCAAAAGAAGCCUCGAACCUCGAACCGACAACGAGUCGACAAGAGACGCUCAAUCAAAGAGCAAAAUCCAUCAUCGCCGAAGAAACAAUCUCGACGGAAAACCCCCCAAGAGCGAAACCCCUCGCCGCCCACACAACGGCUUUUACGCUCCACACGGUCGUCUAGAAGAGACGCUGGACAGGAACUGUGGUUUCUUGGUGAUGAUUCCGUGGCCCGCGCCGUUGGGAAUAUAAAGCGGACAUAG